AAGCUGAGUUUGGAAAAAUGUUAGAAGUCCCAUCUACAUCCAUCAAACUGCCUGUAAAGAAGAAAGAAAGGAGAGAGAAAUCAUCUUCAUAUUUAACUUUUGUUCAGUCAUCUCUCUGUCAUCUGUUUAAUGAUCUUUAUAGAGUCAGUGAUGGAGAAACUCAUUCAUCUGAUUUUAGUUUGUGGCCUCGCUUCCAGUCAAGAUAAUUUAGCGUUAAAAGGAACAGUUAAUCAAGCAUCCAUAUAUUCUCCCUUCGGACCUGAUAGCGCCAAAGAUGGUGUAAUAAGAUAUGAAGGCGCAUAUUGCUCCAUUACAAAAUAUGAAACUAACCCGUGGUGGAGGGUGGAUCUUUGGGCUAGUUAUGCAGUUAUGACAGUGGUCAUCACUAACAGAGGAGACUGCUGUGAGGAUCAAACCAACGGAGCAGAGAUUCGGAUCGGAGACUCGCUGGAAAACAACGGCAACAACAAUUCAAUAUGUGCUGUAGUUUCUGGUCUGUCAGUAGGAGUUUCUUUCAGUUAUUCAUGUAAUGGGAUGAUGGGACGUUAUGUAAAUGUAGUCAUGACCGGACGAAAAUCUCACCUCACUGUGUGUGAAGUGGAGGUCUAUGGAACAGAGAAUUUUGCAUUGAGAGGAAAUGCUUCACAGUCAUCUGUACUUUACAACUGGACACCUAUAAAAGCUAAAGAUGGUAUAAGAAGUGGCCAAGAUCCUUUCACACACUGCUCACACACAGAAAAUGAAACUAACCCAUGGUGGAGGUUGGAUCUCUUGGAUAUUUAUAAUAUUAGUACAGUGGUCAUCGCUUCCAGGAGACGCUGCUGUGAGGACCAAAUCAACGGAGUGGAGAUUCGGAUCGGAAACUCCCCAGAAGACGACGGCAACAAUAAUUCCCUAUGUGCUGUUACUACUAGAUUUGCAAAAGCUGCAGCUGUAAGUUACUCGUGUACUGGAAUGAGCGGAAGAUAUGUGAAUGUUGUCAUGCCUGCAUUACAGUAUCUUACCGUCUGUGAAGUGGAGGUCUAUGGAACGGUGAAUUUUGCAAGGCAAGGACAAGCUACACAGUCAUCCAUAUACGCCCCUUGGGUUGCCCAAACAGCUAUAGAUGGUAAAAAUUUUGAUUCAACGUGCUCCAUUACAGGAGUUCAGAUGAGUCCAUGGUGGAGUGUGGAUCUUCUGGAUAGUUAUGCAGUUAGCACAGUAUCCAUCACUAACAGAGGAGACUGCUGUCCUGAUCAAACCAAUGAUGCAGAGAUUCGUGUUGGAAACUCACCUGAAAACAACGGCAAUGACAAUCCCAUAUGUGCUGUUAUUUCCGAUCUUCCAUUACGUACUACUGCCAAUUACUCGUGUAAUCAGAUGGUGGGACGUUAUGUGAAUGUGGUCAAGACUGGAAAAUGGUCUCAUCUCAGUCUGUGUGAAGUGGAGGUUUAUGGAAAAGCUGAAAGCAGAAGAAUCUUUCUAAGGCUGAAAUUUGUCUCCAGUGUCAAUGUGGCUGCUAUGAGCAACAAAAUCCUCUCUAAGCUUCAUUCUUUUCUGUCAAUACACAUCUCUAAUUUUACACUGUCCUGGACACGACGCCCUCAUAAAGGGAUGGUGUAACAACAGGAGAGCAAAGG
Messenger RNA from Misgurnus anguillicaudatus (oriental weatherfish), 1619 nucleotides. RefSeq lists its product as uncharacterized. The record is from RefSeq and is a predicted model, not a curated record. NCBI's taxonomy places the organism in Eukaryota, Metazoa, Chordata, Actinopteri, Cypriniformes, Cobitidae.